CUGUUACUUUUUUUCGACGUACACACGCGUUUUGUUAUUUUGCGCGAUUAAUUAAUGGCAAAAAUUAGAAAAAAAUUAAAUAACGAGACGAAAUAACGAAAACACCAGCGGCCGAGCAAGUGUGCGUGCGAGAGUGUGUGUGAGUGCUGUGUCUGUGUGGGCGUUUAUAAAUAAAACGCUGCGAAGCUGUGUGCGAAAAGCAGACGCGGAUAAAGAAGUAAAAGAAUGAGCGCAACCAAAAACAAGAGCGAAGGAAAGAUAGAAAGUGUUUUUUAUUGAAAUUCGUUGAAAAGUUUUAAAUUUACUAAAACCGAGAGGCGAAAGUGCAACAGAGCGAAAGAGAGAGCGAUAAAUAGCGAGCUAUCCUAUCCGAAACCGAUCUGAAUCAGUAUCUGAAUCCGAAUCCGAUUUAUCAACCUGUUAAGCGAAGUGGAGCCACAAACCGAGUGCUUAAAUGGAUGCAACAUCAAUAAUAACGCAAGUUUCCCGCGACGACGAGCAACUGAACGUCUAUCCCAGCUAUCCCAAUGACAAAGACGAUGUGGAUCGUUUAAAGCCACAGAAGCGAGGAUUAUUCCAUUCUCUGCUCUGCUGCUGGCGACGAAACCGAACGAAAACCAAUCAGAAUGGCACACAAAUCGAUGGUUCGACAACACCGCCACCAUUACCGGACCAACAAAGGUACCUACUACCUCAGGUUAGGCUUACCGAUAUGCACAGAAAGUGCAUGGUGAUCGAUUUGGAUGAGACGCUAGUGCACAGUAGUUUUAAGCCCAUACCGAAUGCUGAUUUCAUAGUGCCCGUGGAGAUCGAUGGAACCGUACAUCAGGUAUACGUCCUGAAGCGACCGCACGUGGACGAGUUUCUGCAGAAGAUGGGCGAACUAUACGAGUGCGUUCUGUUCACAGCAUCACUAGCCAAAUAUGCAGAUCCCGUCGCCGAUCUGUUAGACAAGUGGAAUGUGUUUCGUGCAAGACUGUUUAGGGAAUCAUGCGUUUAUUACAGGGGUAAUUACAUUAAGGAUCUGAAUCGUCUGGGGCGGGACCUUCAGAAGAUUGUCAUUGUCGACAAUUCACCGGCCAGUUAUAUCUUUCACCCAGACAAUGCAGUUCCUGUUAAAUCCUGGUUCGACGAUGUCACCGACUGCGAACUGCGCGAACUGAUCCCGCUCUUUGAGAAGCUUAGCAAAGUUGAUUCCGUCUACUCGGUGCUCUGCAAUUCGAACCAGCCGCUGAACAAUCAGACCAACCAGCAGCAGCAUCCGCAGGAGCUGCAGCAGGCGCCGAACCAGCUGCAUCAGCAGCACCAACAGCAGCAGCAGCAACAGCAACAGACCAUCUCUGCCACGACAGUUAUUACCCAGGCAACCACUCUGUCUGCUCCGACCAUGUUGAACCAGCAGCAGACAAGUCCGCCCAGCCCACAAAGCGAGUUGCUGCAAAAGACGUAACAUCAGUGGGAACUAAUGUUUAUAAAUAUAUGAUAAAUUGUAUACAUAUUACAAGACCAAGCAAGCCGAUAAGCAAGCAAACAAAAUAUCCCUUUCCCAAGCAGUUCACUCAGUACCCCAGGACGUAUGGAAAUGGGGCGACGAGAUGAAACCAACUACCAAUUGCUAUCAACUAUAAUCCCCAGCUCGACACCUAGGCCUAAGCAUAAGUUUUAUAUGAUAUACAUAAUUUUUACAGAACCCAAUUUUGAACGGCACAUUUGUUAUUUAUUCUUGUUUUGCUCUAUCCCAAUUAUAAUAGUUAUUAUUUUUUGUGUUUUUUUUAAACAACUGCUUAUUGCUUACUGCGUUUUGCGGUACCCCAACUAAGGGGUAUAUUAAAUCCAAGCAUAAGCCUCUAUUUUUACCCAAUAAUCAUAACUCUGUAGGCAUAUUUAAUGGUAAACCAACUGAGCAAGCAAAAGAUUUAAAUGCAUAAAACAAAAAUGAUAACUAUACAUAUGAACAGAGAGAUAAAAUCAAAUUCAAAAUAGCUA
This is a messenger RNA of Drosophila mauritiana, 1986 nucleotides long. It is a transcript of the gene hzg, whose product is annotated as carboxy-terminal domain RNA polymerase II polypeptide A small phosphatase 1. The record is from RefSeq and is a predicted model, not a curated record. Gene Ontology annotation, molecular function: RNA polymerase II CTD heptapeptide repeat phosphatase activity. Bases 455 to 1450 code for a protein of 331 amino acids. The transcript has 6 exons. Lineage: Eukaryota; Metazoa; Arthropoda; Insecta; Diptera; Drosophilidae.